Patella vulgata (common limpet) is the source of this 2358-nucleotide messenger RNA. Its product is annotated as cytochrome P450 2B4. Gene Ontology annotation, cellular component: intracellular membrane-bounded organelle; cytoplasm. Gene Ontology annotation, molecular function: heme binding; oxidoreductase activity, acting on paired donors, with incorporation or reduction of molecular oxygen, reduced flavin or flavoprotein as one donor, and incorporation of one atom of oxygen; iron ion binding. NCBI's taxonomy places the organism in Eukaryota, Metazoa, Mollusca, Gastropoda, Patellidae. Gene Ontology annotation, biological process: xenobiotic metabolic process. The transcript has 4 exons. The record is from RefSeq and is a predicted model, not a curated record. Bases 40 to 1593 code for a protein of 517 amino acids.
UAUAAUACUCAGUGUAAACCAAGCCACAGUAUAAAACACAUGAUGGCUGGUAUCUCCACCAUGAUAUUAGAUAUAUUCCAAUAUUUUAACAUAGAAUAUAUGACUGUAUUGUUUAAAGAUAAUGUUGGUAUAAGGACUGGUCUAGUAUUUGUGGCUUGUCUGGGAAUAUGGUUGCUGAUGAGAAAACCCCAAGGGAUUCCACCAGGACCAAGAUUUACCCUGCCUAUAUUAGGGGACAUGUUGUAUUUGAAAGGAGAAGAAGAUUUGAGGGUAGUUGCCAGGCGACUAAGAAAAGAGUACGGAGAUAUAUGCAGUGCUUAUUUUGGAUCGAAGUUGUUUAUUUUUCUCAAUAGUUAUGGCGUGAUAAAGGAAGCCUUGGUUAAAAAUGGAGAUAUAUUUUCAAAUCGACCAUCCUUGUUUUGGCUAGAUCUUCUGAACCAGAGAAAAGGAAUAGGGCAAUCACAGGGCCAACCGUGGAAGGAACAAAGAAAGUUUGCUCUGGAAACUUUGAGAGAAUUUGGUUUUGGCAGAACGAUUCUUGAAGACAAAAUUCAUGAAGAAAUUGGCUACUUGGUAGAAGUUAUCAGACAAGAAAAUGGCGAAAAAUUCGACAUGUUCCGUUUAAGCCAAAAGGGUGUUUCCAAUAUUAUAUCGUCCAUGGUUUAUGGUAAACGGUUCGAGUAUGAUGAUCCGGUAUUUACAGGCUUUCUGGGUGAAUUGGAGAGCUUGUUUCAAACAAUAGGAUUUGGGUCUGUUUUGAAUGUUUUUCCCUUUCUGCGAUAUUUACCGGGUGAUUUGUUCAAAUAUCACAGUGUUUUGAACAGUCUGGAUUUCAUUAAAGGCAACAUCAUCAUUCCAUCAAUCAACGAACACAUGAAGAAUUUUGAUGAAAAUCACGUGGAUGAUUACAUCUGUACUUAUAUCAGAGAAAUGAAGAAAGUUUCUAAAACUGGUCAGCCGUCUUAUCUAAACGAAGACCAAUUGGUGGCAUCUAUAUUUGACCUGUUCGUUGCUGGUACGGAGACGACAUCAACAACCAUUUUAUGGACGAUUCUUUAUUUUCUACAUCAUCCAAACAUACAAGAUAAAUGUUACAAGGAGAUUCAAGAUGUCGUUGGUUCCGGUCGUCCGCCUUCAGUAAAAGAUAAACCGUCCUUGCCGUAUGUUGAAGCUGUCAUAUUGGAAGUUCUCCGUAAAGCAAACAUAGCAUUGGCUGGUAUCCCGCAUGCAGUCAAUGAAGACACGAGGUUCCAUGGAUACCAAUUUCCAAAAGACGCAAUUAUCAUACCUAACCUCGACGCUGUUUUAACCGAUGACAAGAUUUGGGGCGAUGCUGAUGUAUUUAGACCGGAAAGAUUCAUCGAUUCUAAUGGACAGGUCAUAAAAAAAGAUGAAUUGAUUCCCUUUUCGACAGGUAGAAGAAUAUGUCUGGGAGAAUCAUUGGCUAAAAUGGAAUUAUUUUUAUUUGUGACAACCUUGGUACAAAGAUUUGAAUUUAAACCAGUUGAUCAAGAUAAUUUACCAACAUUACAAGGUGUUGUUGGAAUAACUCAUGCUCCUGCUAAAUACCAGGUUCGAGCCUUACCCAGAUAAAUUCGUGUGAUAUAAUGUUAUAACCGGUGUCUGUCUGUUGGUCAUGUUGAGUAUGACACUUUUAUUGUCCAAAACAUGCCAUUAUGGACAGGUUGCCGUAAUUAAAGAAUGUAUGGCUCUAUUAUCUUGGACCUUAAAACAGACGAAAAUAGAUCUAAAAGCACAUAUUAAUGUACCGUAACAUGUGCAUGUAUAUAAAGUGAUUUAUAUUAAAUUUGUUUUUAAAUUGUAAUGUAUAAUCAAUUAUGUUCGGGGAAAUGCGUGAACAUUUGAACGCUAGCUGUUUAGGCUAGCUUAGUCUAUUCUAAAAGCACAUUUUAAUGUAACAUGGACAUAAAUAUGUGAUUUAUAUUGAUAUUUAUAUUGCUGGAUUUGGUUGAUUAUGCGUCCAUUGUAUUUGAUGUGUUCAAUGCUAAUAUGGAAACCUGUUUAAUGGUUUCAUUGGUACCGGAAGUGACAUAUGUUCAAGGGUAACGUGGCACCGGUGAAACCCUUCAUUACUGCAUCGCAGUUCUAGUUUUUUUUAGCUUAAUCCCUUCUAGACGUUUAUUAAUAAUUAUUUUGUCGGUUUUGAAUCAGUUAUUACUUCCGCACAGUCUUGUGGGAUAUUUUAUUUGUUUAUACAUUAUAAAUAGUACCCGAAACCAUAGAAUACACGACUCGUGUACUGUUUAUAAAAUGUCCAUUGUAUGUUAAAUAUUGGAUUUUAGGAUGCCAUAUUUUCACGAGAAGAUCACGUGUUGAUUAAAAUGGACCAAUAUUGAA